Molecule: messenger RNA, 590 nt
Organism: Wallemia mellicola CBS 633.66
Lineage: Eukaryota; Fungi; Basidiomycota; Wallemiomycetes; Wallemiales; Wallemiaceae
Exons: 1
Coding region: 1-354 (117 amino acids)
Source: RefSeq, a predicted model, not a curated record
AUGUCACAGUAUAUUGCAAAUACCAAACCUUCUCACAAUGAUGGUAUGAAUCAACCUGCUGAUCAAUUUCGUAAGUCCAAGUAUGAAGAAAGAGAGGUUCCACCGCCAGGAGGUUUAGGAACUGCUAAGACUUAUACUGCUCCUGAAGGUAUGAAAGGUGACAAUUUUAUGAAAUUCAUAGAUAGUAAAGGUGGUAAACCAAUUAAAAAUAUCAACAAACUUUUCAGGGGCAGCACGCUCAUUCUCAUGAUUUUGGGCAUGGCUCUAGUGUCUGCAGUAUCUGCCAGAACUGGUGAUAACCAGUAUUAUAUUAAUACGAAAGUACUCGGACAAAAUCAUAAAGGUGGUUUAUAGAUGAUGUCUACAGACCCAAUCGUACUCUAUGGAGCACAAUUACCACGAGCACCAUGGAAACGAGUUCUCGAGCUGUGCACAAUUUAAGACUGGGUAAUUGUGAUGUGAAUUUUUAGCCUAAAUACUCCGAUAAAAAUCGUUGCAAAUCCAAUUUUCUUAGGACCGGUACACCCACACGGAUGCACAUCAGCAAAAAUACGUAAGGCUUGUAAAUCAGGACGCUAUAAACACCUUUU